Molecule: messenger RNA, 5665 nt
Organism: Carassius auratus (goldfish)
Lineage: Eukaryota; Metazoa; Chordata; Actinopteri; Cypriniformes; Cyprinidae
Product: protein FAM135B-like
Exons: 20
Coding region: 583-5019 (1478 amino acids)
Biological process (GO): lipid metabolic process
Source: RefSeq, a predicted model, not a curated record
AUGCAUUGCUGGUAGAUUAACUGAAAUAUAUUGUUUAAGUGAAUGGCUAUGUUUAUUGUUCGCCAAAAUAUUAAUCCUAAACUUAAACUGUAAGUGCAGAGACACACUCAGGGUGUUAAUCGUGAGUAAAGCUAAAUUAUCUCACAUCUAUUGACACUGACAUAAGCCUGCAUGCGUAGUGCGUCUGACAACACAGCACACAUCAUCCGUUAUUAUCAUGCAUCCAGCCUCAGACAGAGAGGAGAGAGAGAGAGAGAGAGAGAGAGAGAGAGAGAGAGGGAGGGGGCAUGCAAGUGGCGCAGCAGCACUUAGGCAGAUUGGACAUCAUCUCUGGAGGUGGGAGAACGCAAGCGCACUACCGCAGCACGCAGGAGCUGAAUGAUCACCAUGGCAACAACAGCAUCAGUACCAGCAGCAGCAUCAGCCGUGAACCGCUCAUGCCUGUGUCAACACUGAGACCUGCUCCUGCUCUCAACGCACAUUCCCUCCCUCUCAACUUAAUGACAUAGGAUCAAAGCGGGUGCGCGGAUCACGCCUCCAGGUCGCGCAGCAGCAUCGUCGCACAAGCAGGUGAUGGAAUAGAUGAUGUCGGAAGUACAGGGCACUGUGGAGUUCUCACUGGAGCUGCACAAGUUUCACAAUGUGGAUCUCUUCCAGAGAGGCUACUAUCAGGUGAGGGCAGGUCUGCGUGUGUCUCCUCGUAUUCCUCACAGAAUCACUGCCACAACACCUGGAUACAAAGGCGAGUGCAGUUUCAGCAGCGCAGGGGUUCACGAUGGCAGCGUGUUCAGUCGGAUCUUUCAGAUCCUUUACAGGAAUGAAGAGGUGACCCUGGAGGACCGCAUGAACUUCAGAGUGCACCUGCUGCUGGACGGGGAGAGGGUAGAGGAAGCUGUGAGUGAGGUGGAUGUCCAGCUCAAACUAGAUCUGCACUUCACUGACAGUGAACAGCAGUUGGCAGAUAUCUCUUCAGUGCCUCUGAUUAGCAGCAGGACGUUGGGUUUGCCCUUCCAUCCACACCAAGGCCUGCACCAUCACCUGCCCGUCAUGUUUGACUAUUUCCACCUGUCCGUUAUCUCCGUCUCUAUCCACGCCUCCCUGGUGGCACUGCACCAACCGCUGAUCAGUUUUGCGCGCAGUGGAAAGGGGGCGUGGCUGGGUAGAGGCUCUCCAGAGAGUGAAGCUCCACCCUCUGCGAUGUCAGUGGAGAAUCUGAUGUUUGGGGCGGGAUAUUGCAAACCUGUGCCAACAGAGGGUAGUUUUUACGUGCCAUCGGAGAACUGUCUGCAGAGAGCUUACACGUGGCACCGGCGCAUCUGUAAACUGUUGCUGGCGGCUCACAGAGCUCUGCGCUCUUAUUACACGGCGCUAAUGAAGGAGAUCCCUCAACUGCAACACAUAGAGAUGGAAGACCUGCCCCUUGAAGAAACCUUAAAUCAGCUCACGAUUGACUUACAGUUGCAGGGUGGUCAUGAGAAGGUAGUAGAACAGAUCAGUAAAGAUCUGACGCAGCUCUGUGCUCAGCUAUCUGCUCUUUGGACACAGUUUUUGGAAGCCAUGGUUCCUAAUCCACAUAUCCGCUCAUAUCUGGCCCAGGAGCACCACACACUCAGGGUCAGGAGAUUUUCUGAAGCAUAUCUCUUCACAGAACAUCACAAAGAGUCCUCACUCACAUUUCAGGAGGAGCUUAUCAACAGACAUGCACAGGUGGCCACAGAGAUGCGCAGCUCGGAUUACCUGCUCCGAAUGCCUCCACUUCCUGUGGAAUGCCUGGACAUCGACGGAGACUGGAGCAGCCUGCCAAUCAUCUUUGAGGACAGAUACGUGGACACACCCUGUUUAGACUACAACGUCCAUAUGCAAAAUCAGACUGUCUUAAACUCCCAGCCAUGUCCUGAGCCAACAAGGAUGGGAGACCAAACCAUCUGUCCGGUUGAGGAAAAACAGGACACCAAUUCACUAGCAACAACCCCUGAGGAUCCUCCCUGUGAAGAUUACAUGGACUUGCCCACAUACAUGGCCCUGAUUGGCCGGCAGGAGGACUCCAUCGAUGACUAUAAAGAGACCGGAGCUCAUGCAGAGACUCUGAUUGGUCAUGUGGGUGAGACCGAUAUUGAUAGAAGCGAAUGUAUCACGAUCUCAGAUUCAGGGAUUGAUUCUGUUGAAAAGGCCACAUGCCAAUAUGAAACUGAGGAAGGAUUCGAUGUUGAAUAUAGGUCUGUAGACAGCGAUGAAGCAAUAGAUACAAGUAACCGGGAGAAAACUAGCUGCCAAAAAGAAGCAGUUGACUUUGUUGAAUCUGAUCAUGCAGGUUCAAAACAAACAAAUAUUACUGAUUUUAAUAGCGCACAGACUUUGCUGCUUGAUCCGAGGGAUGCUGCAGAACGUCCCGACCUCACCAGCCUUGACAGCUUUGAGUUCCUGCCGACUCAUAACCAUGAUAACCAUCUUGAAACACCAGGCGAUACUGGGAGUCUUGGCAACGAUGAUCCACAGUCGGUAUUAGAUAACAGAUACAUUGAAUUACCUGCAAAGGAUUAUGGGAGCAGGGAUACAACACCUCCUAAUCUACUAAACACCAACUCGAUGGGAACUGACACUUUAGCCACGUCUCCUUCUCGUAACAUUCUACAACAGAACCGUCGCUUGUCCGAAACUCCGCCCAAAAGUGUGUUCUUGGGCGGAGCUAAGCUAAUGAACCGCUCCUCCUCCGUGAUCUCAGACUCCGGUAUCGAGAGCGAGCCAAGCUCUGUGGCCUGGACCCUGGAGGGUCGAGGAGUUGUCGCAGGGGGUCGUGACGUCUUGCAGAACUUAUCGCGGCGUCUGCCUGGGCAUCAGAGCUCUUUGGAGGGCCUACAGACGGAAAGUCACGGAAGCCUGCCCAGCGCCACACAGGCCUCUUUGACUUCCAUAAGCUCCCUGCCAUAUGAAGAGGAGGAGGAGAGACAGCUCAAUACUUUGACAAAAUCUGCCUCUGCACCACAUAUCAGCAGCCCUGAUGACACCGAGGAGGAUCGUGAAACACCCAGUCAGGAAAAGAGGAAUGUUUGCAUGGCCAAUCAGCUGAGUCUGAGUGAUGAAGCAUCCAAUGAUCUUCAAGAUGUUACUAGAGAGGACAGAGAUGAAACAACCAAUCAGAGAUAUGUUUGUGUGGCUAAUCAGCUAAGGCAGAGUGAGGAAGCAGCCGAAGAGGUGAUGCAGAAUCUUCAAGGUGUUACUAUUGAAGACAGAGAAGAAACAACCAAUCAGGAGAAAAGGAAUGUUUGUGCAGCCAAUCAAUUGAGGCAGAGUGAGGAAGCAGCCAAUGAGGUGAGGCAGAAUCUUCAAGGCAUUACUAGGGAGGACAGAAACCAAACAACCAAUCAGGAGCUCAACAAGGAUGAGUUGUCCAAUCAGGAAACAGUAAAUCUUAAUUUUGCUAAUCCAGAAAUGUUACUAUACCAGCAAUUUGUGACGCAUAAUGGUGUUGAAAACUCCACAGUGGAGGAAACGGCUGAAAACUCAGAGGAAUGUCAAACAAAUGUAUUACUUGAAGAGUAUUCUGGUCUAAUGGAUGACAACACAGAGGUUUGUAGAUGUGAAAAUGAACACUGCGAACACAAGGGGGCGCUAGAUUUAAACAUGUAUCAAAAAGACCCCGACGACAUCAGUGUCGGUCACAUUCAUUUGAAUGAACUGGAGGAAGUAAGUAUGGAGAACCUCCCAGAUUCUCCAAUCAUUGACAAAAGCAGUCACGAGAUUUUGGCUUAUGAGAAAGAACGGUGCAUUGAUCUAAUUAAGUUACCAGCCAAUGAGAGAGAGCAGCAGGCAUUAGAGGGGCAGAGCAGAGCCAGUAAAGUGCCAAGUACAGGUCUGGCAUUUGUGAAUAAAAAGGUGGUGGAGGUUGUAAACCUGUCAGUGUCAUGCGCACCCACAUGUCUGCCUUUCUCGUCCGUAUUACGUGAUUCGCCAUCGGUUAGCGGAAUCUCCACACGCCAGGCCACAUCCCCAAUUACCCAUCAACCCCUGGGCUCCUUUGGAAUACUUUCCUCAAACUCUUUCCUCGGUGCUGAUCAGGAAAACAACGAGAGAAUGAUUAACUUCUAUAAGGCAAAAGAAGCCCUGCUGAGGGAGCUUGUGUUCAGAGGCACUCUCUACAGUGACCUGCCUAACCUCGCCUCCGAUCACCCAUACUUCCCUCCUGAGGAAGACGACACCGAGUUUGAGGAUGGGAUACACCUCGUGGUGUGUGUCCAUGGACUUGAUGGUAACAGUGCAGAUCUACGGUUGGUCAAGACGUUUAUAGAGCUCGGGCUGCCUGGAUCUAGACUGGACUUCCUCAUGUCGGAACACAACCAGACGGACACAUUUGCAGAUUUUGACACCAUGACUGACAGACUUCUGGACGAGAUAAUUCAGCACAUCCAGCUGUAUAACCUCACCAUCCACCGCAUCAGUUUUAUCGGACACUCUUUGGGGAACGUCAUCAUCCGCUCUGUGCUGACCCGACCCAGAUUUCGCUGUUACCUCUGUAAACUCCACACCUUCCUGUCCCUGUCUGGACCCCACCUGGGAACACUGUAUAAUAACAGCACGCUGGUCAGCACAGGUCUGUGGCUAAUGCAAAAACUCAAGAAGUCUGGUUCCCUACUGCAACUUACAUUCAGAGACCACACCGACCCGCGACAGACCUUCCUCUACACGCUCAGCAAGAAACCAGGUCUGCAGUUCUUCAGGAACGUGGUGUUGGUGGCCUCUCCACAGGACAGAUACGUACCCUUCCACUCGGCCCGUAUUGAGAUGUGUCGGACGGCGCUUAAAGACAGAACCACAGGUCCAGUAUAUACAGAGAUGAUCAAUAACUUACUCCAGCCAUUGCUGAGUGCUCCGAAUUGUCGUUUGAUCAGACAGAAUGUGUUCCACGCUUUACCCAACACGGCCAACACGUUGAUCGGACGUGCGGCUCACAUCGCGGUGCUCGACUCUGAACUCUUCCUGGAGAAGUUCCUUCUGGUGGCCGGGCUCAACUACUUCAAAUAGACAUCAUGCCUUGAGUUGGGUGGGAGAGCCAAUCAGAUUACACGUAACGUCAGCCAAUCGCAUUUCAUUUCAGAGUCAUAAUGAGCUCUGGAAUUUUUUUCAAUAAGUUCAGUCUUUGGAUGCAAAGAAUAAAACAGAAAUUGAACAUUCAGACAAUGACUCUGAACAAAUAUCUGUAAAAUCUGUACAGAAAGAACAUUGUAUACCAAGCAAAUAGAAGAAACUAACAGCUGGAGGCCUACACAAUCCUUAAAGCUUUAUGGUGUAGUAACUUAGCAUUGCAUAGUCCAAGCUGGAAAAUUAAUCCUUUGAAUGUAAAUUCAGUGUGUAGCUUAUGUUGUAACAACAGCCUUGGUUCUUCAUUCCCUCAAGUCACCGAACGUACAGUGCCGUGAAAAGAUUUUUGCCCCUUUCUUGUUUUCUUUUGUUUGUUUUUGCAUAUUUGUCACACUAAAAAAUAAAAUUCGGUUUUUAAACGAUAAUUUCAUUUAAGGAAAACAAACAAAAAAAAAAAGCUUUUUUAAACCUACCUGGCCCUACGCAAAAAAUGAAUUGCUGAUGAGAACUGUGAAUAACCACAUUAUUUUAGAAAACAGAGUUAAAUUUCACUAGCCACAGCUCUGAUUACUGCCAGACCUGUUGAAUC